AUGUCGCCGAAGGUGCCACCCAAGGUGCAGGCCGUCGACCUCAUUUACACGCUACCGCCUGCUGUGGAGAAUAUACGUGGACGAUGGAUGACCACUCUGCAAAGCGCGGGUGCAGUGUCUGGCUUCUUAUCCGCCGUUGAAGCACAGCUCCUCGUCUUCUACAAGGUCGCAUCCAACUUCAAUACCGCCACGGGUCGCGUCGAGGGCUCUCAAUCACCCACACAAGACGCGUGUCUCAUCCUCACCUACGUCGCCCUCAUCGCCAGCGUUAGCGGGACGAUGAGCUCCAUGCUGCUCGUCGAUGAGUUCGCUGUCGUCUCUGCGCGCGCGGCGCGUGCUGGACCCGUGAUGGAAGAGAAGGACACCCACGCCGGUCGCUUUGUCGGGAACGACUGGCAAGUCCUCGCAGCAUUCGGUUUCAGGCGUUCUGCGUCGCGACUCGUCACCAUACACCUGAUUGUCUCCUUGACAUUGACUUGCAUAUGUACAAUAGCCGCGGCGGCUACCUAUGCCGGCACGCAGGAGGCGACAUUGACGCGGAUAAUAGUCUCCAUAACAGCCGGGCUGUCCGUCCUUCCGCUCGUAUUCUUCGUUCUCUUCCGGUAA
Messenger RNA from Peniophora sp. CBMAI 1063, 606 nucleotides. The record is from the annotation of a GenBank genome assembly. Lineage: Eukaryota; Fungi; Basidiomycota; Agaricomycetes; Russulales; Peniophoraceae.